This is a messenger RNA of Penicillium coprophilum, 90 nucleotides long. RefSeq lists its product as uncharacterized. Lineage: Eukaryota; Fungi; Ascomycota; Eurotiomycetes; Eurotiales; Aspergillaceae. The record is from RefSeq and is a predicted model, not a curated record. The transcript is spliced from 2 exons. The coding region runs from base 1 to 90 and encodes 29 amino acids.
AUGUCCCUUAACGGCUUACCUUCUACAUUCCUCUUCGUCUACGAGUACCGGCAAAAAGAACUCCUGGGCGUUUACCUAGGAGCCACCUAA